CGUGAGAGGCAGAGAGUGUAACCCCACGGUCGCACCGCCACCCGUGCGUCGUCGUAAUUAAAAUGUGACUCGGGGUAGCAUAGUCACGGGGAUAGUCGUGCGAGAGUGUAGAGAAGAUUAGCCGUGUUUUUAGGCAAGAGUAUAAAAAUAUAAUAGUGUAAGUAAGAUUUAUCCGGGGAUACGUGCAACGGGGUCUCCAUCGAGAGAAAGACAGAGAGAGAGAUAGAGAUAGAGAGAAGUGACACACAAGGGAGGAAGAUCAAGUGACGGAUGGAUAAUACGGCUGGGUAAGAUCAAAUACCCUCGAUCAUCGGCCCAGUGAUCUUGCAGAUAUCUCGGGGAUCGUUGUUGCGAACAAAUACAUAUCAUUUUAUCCUAGUUGCAGAGAGUGAGAUAAAGAGAUAACGAGAGAAAAGAGAGAGAGAGAGAGAGAGAGAGAGAGGGAGAAAGAAUCGAAGCGAUUAACGAACGUUGUCGCGAGCUUAAUGAGGAUACAUGGAGAGAAGGAUAGAGAAAGGGAGAGGAAGAAACGUUGCGAAUUCCAUUGAGAUGCAUAUACAAAUACACAAGUAGAUAGAUAGAUAUAUGUAUACGACACACAUGCGCAACGCGAGACGUGUGAGUGUACUUGGCUCGAGGAUCGUCACCGUCACCAUCGUCGUCGUCGUCGUCGUCGCCGUCGUCGUCGUCCGGCGUCUCUUUCCGGCCCGAGGAUUCAGACUAGCGAGGAUCACUUGAGGGAAUUCCGGAAGUGCCUGACGGAGACCGCGCGCGAGAAAGGGAUUCCCUUGGCCGCGAAUGCGAUCGCGUCCGCGAGCAGAUACACCACGCAUCAUCGUCGUCAUCGUCGUGAACUGUGAUUCUUUGUGCCGUUCGACAAGGGGUUUUGGGACAGUGAUCUGCGACGAGACGGGGUAGAUAGGCAGACAGGAAAAAUGAAGCUCGAUCUGGACCGGGAGAAGGGCCUCGAGCUCUUUGGCAAGCUGAUACGUACAAAGAACAUCGAAAGUCUGCAGGGUAAUCAGCCCAAAACCGGUCCCGAGCCACUUCAUCCAGCCGAUUCCAAGCAGAAAUUACAGAAGUGCCUGACGACUCUGGACCUGACGUCUUUAGGAGUUGGCUCCUGCGUCGGGACAGGGAUGUACCUUGUCGCAGGAAUGGUGGCGCGCAGCGUUGCCGGACCUGGUGUCGUCAUCUCAUUCAUAAUCGCAGCCAUCGCUUCCAUUUUUUCCGGGGCGUGUUACGCCGAGUUUGGAGUACGAGUGCCUCAUACGACCGGCAGCGCUUAUAUGUACAGUUACGUGACAGUAGGCGAAUUAAUAGCAUUCAUUAUUGGAUGGAAUAUGGUGCUGGAGUACCUUAUAGGUACGAGUGCGUGUGCGUGCGCCCUUAGCGCCUGUCUCGACGCAUUGGCGAACGGCGCGAUUUCCGAGGCGAUAGCCAGCAGCGUCGGCACCAUACUUGGACGGCCACCAGAUUUUCUCGCAUUCGUCAUCACGAUACUCAUGAUGCUGCUAAUGGCGGCUGGCGUGAAGAAGUCUCUGGUGUUCAAUAACGUGUUGAACGCCAUCAAUCUCGCCGUCUGGGUCUUCGUCAUGGCGGCGGGCAUGUUUUAUGUGGAUUCCAACAAUUGGUCCGAGCACAACGGUUUUCUUCCUUAUGGCUGGAGCGGGGUUUUCACCGGCGCGGCGACGUGUUUUUACGCCUUCAUAGGCUUCGACAUAAUAGCCACUACUGGUGAGGAAGCGACAAAUCCGAAGAAGAGUAUCCCGCUCGCCAUAGUCUCAUCAUUGAUCAUAAUUCUCGUUGCUUACGUUACCAGCAGCAUGGUGUUGACACUAAUUGUUCCCUAUGACCAGGUCGAUCAGGAUUCAGCGUUAGUGGAGAUGUUUGGUCAAGUCGGGGCCUACAAGUGCAAGUACAUUGUCGCGGUCGGUGCACUGGCGGGCCUGACGGUCUCCAUGUUUGGCAGCAUGUUUCCAAUGCCUAGGAUAGUCUACGCGAUGGCUCAGGAUGGCCUUAUAUUUCGGAGCCUCAGCCAUGUCUGGCCCGCGACUGGCACUCCCGCAAUCGCCACUCUAACUUCCGGCAUAUGCGCCGCAUUUGCUGCGCUGCUAAUCCAGUUGGAGGUGUUGGUGGAAAUGAUGUCGAUCGGUACGCUGCUAGCGUACACCCUAGUGUCUACCUGCGUGCUGAUACUGCGGUAUCAGCCGCACUCGACAAAUCUGGUCGAAUUGCUGCCUCAGAGUCUGAGGACCCCGUGUCGAUCGCCCACGAAGGAGACGCAGGGGAACGGUCAAGUAUCUUAUGGCAAGGAGCUCAGGCCCGAUCAGCUUACGACCGCGUUGAAUUCGGUUCAGGCAUCCCAGUCGGAGCUCACAACUACAAACAAUGGACAACGCAUUACGGUGCGGCGAGUAAGAAGAUGCAACAGCUCGUCGCCGGAUUCGGACGACACGUACGGCGGUGAGGAGGACGACGUAGGACUAGGUAAGGACGACCAGUAUCUCGUCAGCGACCGGACGGAGAAUAAAUUCUACGGCAGCGUGCACGCGGCCGCGGCAGCCUCGAGUUGCGGUAGCGCUCAUCAGUAUCCCGGAAACACGCCGAUCAUAGGACCGCCGUUGAAUUAUCUACAGCGUCGGCUUCAGGCGGCGCAAUAUCUUUGUCCUGCUAUAUUCCCAUGGGUGGACAGAGGUCCUGCGACAGAAGCCUCAGGACGUUAUGUCAUGAAGCUUGUUGGGAUCUUAUACUUAUUGAUCCUUAUCUUUGACUUGAUUAUCGUCUGUGGGAUGGGUAAUAUGGGAACGUUCUCAACGAUAUUACUAUUCGUCUUUCUCUUCGCCAUAAUCGGUAUACUUCUCGCCAUCAGUAGAAAGCCGCAAAAUAGGAGCAGCGUAAUGUUUAUGACUCCGGGCUUACCCUUCGUCCCCGCCAUCGCCGUUACCGUCAACAUUUAUCUCAUUUUCAAGCUCAGCAUCCUCACCUUAGUCAGAUUUACGGUGUGGAUGAUUCUAGGUUUUAUCAUGUACUUCUAUUACGGCAUCAAGCACAGCAGUUUGGAGGAGGCGAACGCGUCGGAGAACGUCGACGACAUCGUCGUGGGUGGUACGGGCGGCAAUAUCGAGCUUACCGUCACCGAUCAUCAUCAGCAGUACACGACACCGGAUCGUAGCAUCUACGAGGGCCAACAAUUGGACGCGUUUGGCCAGCCAGUAUUCGGCAGCACGAACUUUGGCGGCACGCCAAAUCAGCAACAGCAGCAGCGUAUCGGCGGAGGCUACCAGCAGAGGCAAACGGCGAGCGGCCACCGCAUCGACCAAACUGCGCCGACGACGACGACCUUGUUCAUCGAUCAGGAGACCUUCCCCAGCUGGGACGAUUGAGGAGCGUCGUGCGCGAUGCCGAGCGGAUAUUAAUGUAUACAUAACACAUGAACAGAAAAGAGAGAGAGAGAGAGGUAUAACACAACGCCUGACGAAUAUGUUCGCGCGCGUGAUUGGCAUCGGAUGAUGAUCACCGGUGACAUUAGACCCUCCGGAGAUUGCGAUGAUUUUGGAUUUGAUUUCGAAUUUUGACGGCUGCGCGAGAUCUUUUUUUGAACGCGACGAGCUUUCAACGAACGAUUAUCGAGAGUUGCGAGUUGUACUUGAAAUAUGAAUAAAAAGAUCUUCUAAAGAUAUUUUUAAAACAUGACAUAAUGGUUAUUGUUGAUUAAUAAAUGUUUAAUAAAUUAUAUUUGAGAUUAAAAAUUUGGUAUUAAUUUUAGCAAUGAAAAAAUUGAUAAAUUUUUUGAAAUUCCUGUAGUUUUUUUCAUCUGAGAGAUGAAAUGAAAUAUAAGGAUGAAUUUUUGUACGCUGAAAAAAAUGUACUAAAUAAAAAAUUGUUUUCUUAAAUACUUGCAAAGAGAGGAAUUGAUUAUUUCAAUUAAAAGCAGCAAACAUAUUGGAAUUAAUAAUAAUAAAAGCGCAAUAUGCUUUUAUUUGCAAAUAAAUAAAAGAAAAAAAAAACAUUAAUUUUUGGCUGCUUGUUUCUAGAACACAGAUUUUCUUUAUCUUAAUAAAUAAUUUUUUAUCUUCAAAUAUAAAUAUUUUUUUUAUAUUAAAACUUUAAAUAAUGCAUUUUAAACAUUAUAAUUUUUAUUAUAUGCAAGUAAUAAUUUAUUUAAUAUAACAAAGCAUUUUUGAAAGCAAAGUAUACAUUUAUUUACAUAAAAAAAUCCAAAUUCAAAUGUCGUUAUUUAAUUUAUUUGAUUGAAAAGAUUUUUAUUUUUAGUAUACAAAUGUUCAUUUGAAAUAUUUAUUUGACAUAAAUAUAUGUUGACUACAAUAAGUUGAAUUUUGAAUACGAGUUUAGUCACAUUCCUUUUCUCAAAGUGAUAAGAUCAUUGAGAAGAUUUGAUCGAUGUACGUCAGUCGAGAUCAAAAUCCGCGAUACUCCGAGGGUCGGACUUGUUGACUACUUUGGGAUGAAUGUAGGAAAUAAUUUUGCGGCAAUAUUUAUUAUUCUAGUUGUAUAGUAUCGUCGUUGACAGACGAGAAGAGAAAGAGAAGGAGAGAAAGAGGAAAGGGGGACGCGACAUACCAAAAGAAUAAAAAGGGAUGAGAGAGGGGUGAAGGGAGGAAGAUGGAGAGACCAUUACCAUUAGUAGUAUAAGGCGAAACUUGUGUUUUCCAAGACAGCGUUCUAACUGCAAACAUAAGUUCAAAUUUAUCGCUAGUUCCGAGGCGAAUGCGAGACAAGAGUGACAGUGUCGUCCGGAGCGAAAGGGUGACUGAAAGACACGAGAGAAUGAGAGCGAGGAAAAAAAAAAACGAGAGACAAAAGGGGAACGAGGCGUGCUUGAAAGAAUAAUGAAGAGAAAGAGAAUAUGUUCGUGCGAGUCCGUAGAAGAGAACACUUUAAUUGAGGAAUUAAGAAAGAAAAAAAAAAAAAAACACAAAAAACAGAAACGUCAUCUCUUGCCUAACUUUAGUCUUUCCCUCCCAAAAAGCAAAAAAAAAAAACAAGAA
This is a messenger RNA of Cataglyphis hispanica, 5012 nucleotides long. RefSeq names its product probable cationic amino acid transporter. Gene Ontology annotation, molecular function: amino acid transmembrane transporter activity. NCBI's taxonomy places the organism in Eukaryota, Metazoa, Arthropoda, Insecta, Hymenoptera, Formicidae. The record is from RefSeq and is a predicted model, not a curated record. Gene Ontology annotation, biological process: transmembrane transport; amino acid transport. Bases 936 to 3386 code for a protein of 816 amino acids. Gene Ontology annotation, cellular component: plasma membrane. The transcript is spliced from 15 exons.